AUGGGCGGCGAACAUCUCGGGCCCCUUUGCGCGGCGCUCCUCAGCGCCGUCACGGGCACCGGCGACGCCCUCGGCGACUUUGUCGUCUCGUACCCGGCGGCGCGGCCGGACCUCGGCGUGCUCUCCCGGGAGCUCUCGGAGAUCCAGCUGGUGGCGCGCCUGUUGAGCCACAACGCCGGCGCUCUGGAUACCGGCACCGCCGAGCUGCCGGCGAAGCUGUUGGUGACACUGAAGAGCGUCGUCGAGGGCGCGGGGCUUCUCGUCGAGGAGAUUAACGAUGCGCUGCUCCGCCCGGAUGGGACCGAGAGAUCGCAGGCGUGGCUUGAGCACGCGGCUGAGCGGCUGUCACCUCUCGGCAGACUGAUUGAGAGCUCGAGGAUUGCCAUGAACCUGGGAUUGGACGCUUUACUAUUCGCCAUCAACUUUCAGCCCUCGGGCCAGACUGAGCUGCCACCUUACAACAGCUCUCAAAUCCUCCAAGAGGCGUUCAAUCUGCGAGUGCGGUUGAACGAGGACUCUGAGAGCGAUGACCUACGAGUCCAGACUCAUCAGCCUGCUCUCAUCGAGUUUGUCGAGGCCCUGCAGGAGUACAUGGAGCAGACAUCCACAAGUCUCUUCGUCCCGGAAACAAGCGGCCGAGCUCCUCCUAUUGCUUCUGAAACCGCCGUCUCCUCCCUCCACUCCGAGAUGGACCCCGAGAUCCCCGACUACAACGCCAUCGGCAUCGCCAACCCGGCGCCCCUAUCCAUCAGCCUCCGCCACCUCGCCAAGAAGGAGUUCUCCAGCCGCGAGGUCAUCGAGAUCGCGUUCCUCAUCCGCAACGAGAAGCCCACCAUCGCCGUGUCCACCAUGGACCCGCCCACGCGCUUCUUCGACAUCCAGGCCAACCAGGUCUCCUGCCUGUCCAACCAGCACGGCGUCCGCAUGAUGUUUAGCGACAACGCCCGCUCCUGGACGUAUCUGUGCGAGGAGGACGCCAAGGAUCUCAACGCGUUGAGCCACGACGGCGUCACCUUUAAGAAGCCCGUCGUCUACCUAGGCGACUACAUCAACGGCCGCCGGAUCCAGCAGAUGCGCUGGCCAGGCGCCAAACCGCUGGGAUUUUCAGGGGACGGCCGAUGGCUAGCCGUGGGAAGCGCCCGAAACCGCAUCGCCCUCAUCGACGUCAAGUCCGGAGCCGUACUCGACAAGACGCGCGUGAUAUCAUGCCACCUCGACGCAGUCACGCACGCCGUCUUCACGCCCAACAGCAAGGCCCUCGUCUCGCAGUCCCUCGACGGCACGAUCCGCCUCACCGACUCGGACACGGGCAAGUCGCUGGCCAAGCUCGACACCGACACCUGGAAGAAGCCCCUGUUCCUGGGCGUGACGCCCAACGGCGACGUCGUCGUGUCGAUCCGCGGCGACACCGUCUACCACUGGAACCACACGACGUCGGACCUCGAGUCGUACAGCCUGGGCUCGCGCCGCACGCGCGAGGGCUGGCCGAUCGCCAUCUCCAGGGACUGCCGCUUCAUGUGCUGCCGGACCGACGACGGCGUGGAUAUCAGCGAUCUGUACUCGGGCAAGGUGCUGCACACCAUCAAGUUCCAGAGCGGAUACGUCACGGCAGCUACCUUCAGCGGGGAUGGGCGGUAUUUGAUUCUCGGCAAGGCGGCGUCGUGGAUGGGCGUGCGAGUCACCAUGUCGACGCUGGAUGUGUGGGAGCUGGUUUUCUAG
Molecule: messenger RNA, 1719 nt
Organism: Ilyonectria robusta
Lineage: Eukaryota; Fungi; Ascomycota; Sordariomycetes; Hypocreales; Nectriaceae
Product: Quino protein amine dehydrogenase
Exons: 3
Coding region: 1-1719 (572 amino acids)
Biological process (GO): transcription initiation at RNA polymerase II promoter
Cellular component (GO): transcription factor TFIID complex
Molecular function (GO): protein binding; RNA polymerase II general transcription initiation factor activity
Source: RefSeq, a predicted model, not a curated record